Molecule: messenger RNA, 654 nt
Organism: Cyphellophora europaea CBS 101466
Lineage: Eukaryota; Fungi; Ascomycota; Eurotiomycetes; Chaetothyriales; Cyphellophoraceae
Exons: 3
Coding region: 1-654 (217 amino acids)
Source: RefSeq, a predicted model, not a curated record
AUGAAUCACUACACGAUCGCCAACGGCGAGUUCGUCAUAUGCGGCAGAGCAUACCAGGGAAGCGUCGCCUCCGAGUGCCGGACUUUACGCCGAGAGGAGAAUGAGCUGUCGCGUCACAUCAGGAAGAUCCACCAUACCGCCGCCAACUACAGCGAGUGCGCCGUGAUCACGAGGGCCGCUGCGAUUGCUUUCGUCGGCCAGAGAAAGGUUGCCACUGCCGAGCUGGUGAACCGCCGCCGCUUGCCCGACCGCGUCGCCGAGGCGCCCAGACGUCCUGGCUGGUUUCCGACGCCGCAGCAGCAAGCUGCCAUGCAGGCUUCUCUCCCUGCUUCCUCCGCUCCGGCCGCUGGUGCUGCGCCUCCGCCUCCUCCUCCUCCUCCUCCACCACCUCCUCCUCCCACCACCAACCCUCCUCCCGUUCCUGUCGCGCCUCCCUCGUCUGGCCCUGUGCCGAUCUCGAGCGCCUACAACAGUCAGUACGAUGUUCACGGCCAGAAGCUUCCGAGCCCCGCCGCCGUUGCCUCGUCUUCCUUCUCCUCCUCCUCGACCCUCACCUCUUCCUCCGUCCUCUCCGCUCGCCUCGCCGAGUACGACGACGCCAACACCAACACCGACGACGACGACGACGACGACGACGACAUGACGAACGUCUAG